AUUCUAGAGAACAACAAAUUUUUAGAGAAAUUCUUUUAAGAUUACGCAAUAGUGAAUCUAUAUUUGAAGAUUGGACAAUACUUACUAUAUGUAUUGAAGAAAAACAUAAUAAAACUGAAUAUGAUCGAUUUUUAAAUGCUAUGUUUAUAUUACCAAAAUGGUCUGAAGUUGAUGCAGUUGACUUAAAUAAACUUGAAUCUUUAAAGAAUCCUAUUGUCAAAGUUCUUGCUAAAUAUACUGGUGACCAAGAAGCUAAAAAAGCUAAUUCUGAUGUUGCUAAAAAAGCUGGAUUAGUUAAUGGAUCAAUAGAAACUAUUUAUGAUAUUUUAUACAAUGAGAAUGGUCCACCUUUUCUUCCUGUAGCA
Messenger RNA from Racocetra fulgida, 365 nucleotides. The record is from the annotation of a GenBank genome assembly. NCBI's taxonomy places the organism in Eukaryota, Fungi, Glomeromycota, Glomeromycetes, Diversisporales, Gigasporaceae.